Molecule: messenger RNA, 414 nt
Organism: Malania oleifera
Lineage: Eukaryota; Viridiplantae; Streptophyta; Magnoliopsida; Santalales; Ximeniaceae
Product: egg cell-secreted protein 1.4-like
Exons: 1
Coding region: 1-414 (137 amino acids)
Biological process (GO): double fertilization forming a zygote and endosperm
Source: RefSeq, a predicted model, not a curated record
AUGGCUUUCCUCGUCAAAUUCCUCGUUGCAGCUCUCUUAGCUUGCACCAUCGCCGCCUCACCGGCCGCGACGGCGCGGCCACUCGCCUCCCGAUUACAAGCGGACAACUCUUCGGAGAGCAACGACUGCUGGGACUCCCUGUUCGAGCUGCAGUCGUGCAUGGGGGAGGUCAUCACCUUCUUCCUCAACGGCGAGACCUCCCUCGGCGCCGACUGCUGCCGCGCUGUCCACACCGUCGAGCACCACUGCUGGCCCGCCAUGCUUGGCUCCCUCGGCUUCACCGCCGAAGAGGGAGACAUCCUCCACGGCUACUGCGACGCUGAGGAAGAAGACGACGACCUUCUCCACCCGCCGCCACAGCCUCUUUCCGGCGCAGAAAACGCCGUGGGUUUUAUGCAAAACACCCACCCAUGA